CUUUAUACAGAUGCGGCAUAUGGUGGUGACCGUUAUAAAAUCAUCAGCUAUAGCGGCUAUGAGACCACGUGGGAACAGGCUCGCACUGAAUGCCGUAGACAAGUCGGCUGGGACCUCGUAAGGAUUGACAGCAGAAAAGAGGACGAUGCCCUUAAGGCUCUUCUGGCAGCUCAAUGCAACGAAGGAGGUGAUGGAUGGUUCAUAGGUGGAAGGUCAGAAAAUGGCGGCCUCUGGACUUGGGCAGACGGCUCCCAGAUGAUCUAUACACAUUUCUCAGAACCUUCCAUGCUAGAUUCCCAAAGGCCCCGCGACACUUUGCCUCGUAACCCAUUAUCAUCCAACACAGUAGCACGUGACCAAAUGCAACGUGAUCCAGUAUCACGUGGUGGCCGGAUGUCUCUCCGCCCUCGGUUUGACGUCGGCAACACUGAAUACGCUGCUAUUCUGAAGGAGGAUCUGGAUUGGACGAAAGUUCCGUCCAUCUCCAGCCUCAGAAUGGGAUACGUUUGUGAGAGAACAACGUGUUCCAACAGAUCUAGAUUGUAAGAAAUAAACUGAAUAAAA
Molecule: messenger RNA, 564 nt
Organism: Saccostrea cuccullata (small rock oyster)
Lineage: Eukaryota; Metazoa; Mollusca; Bivalvia; Ostreida; Ostreidae
Exons: 2
Source: RefSeq, a predicted model, not a curated record